UCAACACUCUGGUGCCUUUGUUUACAUCGGCGUUUAGUUUUCAUUCGAAAAAUUGUGAUAUGACAAAUAAAGAUUUUUUGCAAGAAAAAAUUUUAAUUAAACAAAAAAAAUGUAUUAAUGAGCAAAAACAAAUAGUGCUAUUGUGUGAUAAGGUUUGAGUUGAAACAUGCAGAAUUACGUAAAAGUGUCCCUCAUACUUUGCGCUUAUGGAUUUCUUCGAGAAAUGCGGCCAAGCGAGCCUUUUGUAUCAGAGUUUUUGUUGGAUAAAAGGUGGCGUAAUAUAACCGACAUACAACUAAAUCGACAAGUGUAUCCAGUUGGGACUUUUUCUUCCUUAGCACAAUUGUUUAUCAUAUUUUUAAUAACUGACAUUUUGAGAUACAAACCAAUCAUCAUACUAUCAUCAUGUGUGGGGAUAGUUAUUUAUUCGAUGUUACUGUGGACCAAAGAUUUACUGAGUCUUCAAAUCGUGCAAGUCAUUUAUGGAACUUUUAUGGCAGCAGAAGUUGCAUAUUACACGUACAUGUACGCCAAAGUUGAUCGCGCUCACUAUCAAAAAGUGACGGGAUACGUACGAGCAGCAAUUUUGACUGGAAGAUUUUCUGCUAGUUUAUUAGGUCAAAUUCUGGUCUCGUUAGAACUGAUGAAUUUGCGAGAACUGAAUUAUGUGACCCUUGGAGCACAAGCUUUGUCACUGCCACUUGGUGCAUUAUUGCCUGGUGUGGGAGUUAGUUUAUAUUUUUAUUCUGCCUCCUUCAAGAUGCAAGCAGAACCGUCAAUUAACAAAGAAGGAGGAUCCGAUGAAAAAUUAGCAAAUGGAAGUGAAAGAGUAAAAUUUUCACUUUAUCGAGCAAAACAACUGAUUUGGACACAUUUUGUGCAAGGUUAUUCGAAUUUCACGAUAUUACAGUCAAGUAUUUGGUGGGCUUUGGUAAUGGCUGGUUUCUUGAUGAUUCAAUCUUAUGUUCAACUUUUAUGGAAAAUUAUUGACGAAAAGCAAAAAUUGUUUAACGGCGGAGUGGAAGCCAUACUGACUUUACUAGGCGCAUGUGGAGCUUUAAUUGCGGGUUUAAUUAACAUGAAAAUGUACGAAAAGUAUUGUAUGUGGAUUCUCUCUGUUUGUGCCUCAUUGGCAGGCACUCUCACAUUAGUAUCUGCAUAUACUACUAAUAUUUUUGUGGCCUAUGUUAUGUAUAUAUUAUUUGGCGUUUUGUACAACUUCAUGAUCACUCUAAUAAGUGCUCAUGUUGCAAAACAACUGGCAGAUGACAGCUUUGGUUUAAUAUUUGGCAUAAACACAUUUCUAGCAUUAGUUUUCCAAACUGUUUUAACCAUUUUAGUGACUUCCGAGAGUGGUUUUGCUCUAGAUGUGCGACAACAAUUCGUUACAUUUGGUGGUUAUUUCAUGGGAUUGUCUGUUAUUUACAUAAUUGUAGCUGUAGUUCAAUUUGUGCUGAAAAGAACACGCAAUCAAGUGUGAUUUUUAAAUAAUAAAUAAAUAAAUAAAGUUUUUUUUAAU
Messenger RNA from Culicoides brevitarsis, 1519 nucleotides. RefSeq names its product thiamine transporter 1-like. The transcript is spliced from 4 exons. The record is from RefSeq and is a predicted model, not a curated record. The coding region runs from base 167 to 1480 and encodes 437 amino acids. Gene Ontology annotation, molecular function: vitamin transmembrane transporter activity. Gene Ontology annotation, biological process: vitamin transport; transmembrane transport. Gene Ontology annotation, cellular component: plasma membrane. Lineage: Eukaryota; Metazoa; Arthropoda; Insecta; Diptera; Ceratopogonidae.